Molecule: messenger RNA, 551 nt
Organism: Coregonus clupeaformis (lake whitefish)
Lineage: Eukaryota; Metazoa; Chordata; Actinopteri; Salmoniformes; Salmonidae
Product: mitoregulin
Exons: 2
Coding region: 120-290 (56 amino acids)
Biological process (GO): positive regulation of mitochondrial membrane potential
Cellular component (GO): mitochondrial inner membrane
Source: RefSeq, a predicted model, not a curated record
UCGUAUGGUGCGUUCGUAUAUAUAUAUAUAUAUAGACACGUCGCAGCACGACACAUGUUUGGUGGCUUUUCUCAACAACUAAAAAAGCCAUACAAACUGCCAUACAUACAGAGGUGAAUAUGGCGGACGUUUCUGAAAGGACGCUACAAGUUGCAAUCGCUUUUUCAUUCGCAGUAGGCUUCCUUUCUGGAUGGCAGGCCAACCGAGCGAGGAGGAAGUUCCUGGAUUGGAGAAAGAAACGGCUGCAGGAUAAACUCUCAGAAACACAGAAGAAACUGGACUUGGCAUAAAAGUGGAGUGGGGGUGUGUCAUCACCAAAAUAAAAUGUUGACCUGUCAAAGGGAGCUGUCAGAUCACGGACCUCCAAUAAAGGGAAUGGGGUCGUUGUCACAACCAGCAGAACUGAAGCAAGAUACAAAUACACGUUUCUGAACAUGUUUGUUUUGUGAUUUGGUGACAGUGUGUUUGCUGGGUCCGUCUUCUCAAAUGUGCUCCAGACAUCUUUCCAGACUACUGCCGUUUUACUUCUAAUAAAAGCAUGCGUUUUCUUA